This is a messenger RNA of Fomitiporia mediterranea MF3/22, 3296 nucleotides long. RefSeq lists its product as uncharacterized. The record is from RefSeq and is a predicted model, not a curated record. Gene Ontology annotation, cellular component: chromosome. Gene Ontology annotation, biological process: regulation of transcription by RNA polymerase II. Lineage: Eukaryota; Fungi; Basidiomycota; Agaricomycetes; Hymenochaetales; Hymenochaetaceae. The transcript has 2 exons. The coding region runs from base 216 to 1622 and encodes 468 amino acids. Gene Ontology annotation, molecular function: chromatin insulator sequence binding.
AAGACGACGCUGAAAAGGAGGAUAUAGAGACUAGCGAAGAUAGCGAUGACGACGAUGAAGACGAUGACGACGAAGAGAGCGAGGACGAGGAAGUCAUAGCUCGCAAGCUCAAUGAGCAACUUCUGGAGGACAUCCGUCGCGCACGCGCCGACGCUGCGCCAACCGCAGCAAGCACAGCCAAGAGGUUUCCUAAGGAAGAAGCGGCACUUGCGACGAUGAAAACUGUCCUUUCGUUUGCUGCUUCUGAUCCCGUAGUUCACGAGACCUUUUCAACCACCGAGGUUCCUGGCCAUCCGGGUACGAACUUGCUAGAAAUGCUCAACAAGAUUGUAGAGGAAGGACGCAUAGCACUACAGUUUGCAGGUCCACUGAGUCAUGCCCUAGUCAAGCUCGCUAAAUCCGAGGUGUUAUUUUCUCCGCUGCCCAGUCUACCUAGUCAGACGCUAAAACGGAAGCGCGACGGAACAGAGGAACAAACAGAACCUCCCGCAAAGCGAACGAUGACGGAGGAUCCAAUUCUACUAACUCAACUAUCUGAGGCAGUAGAUGCCGUUACUAAGGCAUGUACCGCAUCAAACAGUGCUGUUUUGGAGUUAUCCUCUCUUAAUGCAUCUCUUUAUCGGAUCUUUCUGUUCUCAUUCACCUCGAGCUUGUCUGACAAAAAGUCCAACAUAGCGCGGGACGUGUGUGGACUUAUCCAGACUCUUGGUGUUCUUAAUGAUUCGCCGAUCACAAAUAACGAUAUGAUUAAAUCUAGCCUCGAUACUACCGCUUACCCCUGCGUUUUCCCUGAUUGCCGCAAAGUAUUCGUGUCGCUUUCAAAUCUUCGAGUGCACCGUAACGUUCAUGCAGACCAGCGUCCUCUUACAUGCUCUCGGUGUCCUGCAACUUAUGCAGAUGCCGACGUCUUCAAAUGGCAUGCAGCAAAACACAAUAUACGUGUACUGCGUUGUUCAGGCUGUAAAACAAAUUUUAUCCGCUCUGCGACCUUACGAAAUCAUCAGCACGAACCAAGCCCUUGUCUUAAUACAAGUGUCGCAGAGUUGGACAUAACGGAUAUCGAUAGCGGUGCUUUGGGCGCGAAGGAACGGGAUUGGUGUCGUGUACGUGCCUGGAACGCAGAGAUAGGUGCUCCGGUUGAUGAGGAUGGACUUGAAGAGGGAGAAUUCCCGUCUACUAUAGUCACGAAAGCGAUGAACUCUUUAGCGCCAUUGCAUGGCUUGCUAAGGAAACAGGUCGAAUGCCGUCUCCUAUCUCGAACGUCCACAGCGGACCAAACUGAAGGCGUAUUGCCUCUGGGAGAUGUGAUUGCACGUGCAGUUGAAGCUGCCUCCGAAAAUGCGCGCAAAGUUCUGUCUGGUGGAGAGGUGACGGCAUCGUCUUCGGCAUCAACUACUUUGCACAAUAUCCCGACUUCUUCAAACGCGGCAGAUGACCCGUCUCAUCUUCUCGCCACGAUGUCGCUCAACAAGGAUUAUACUGCAGCUGUUGAGAAAGCCAUCGUAGAUGCUUCCGCUGCUGCGCUGGCUCAUGCGGAAGCUGAGAUGAUGGUGCUAUUUGAAGAAUUGUCUAAUGAACCAGCCACUGAAGGAGCGACUACUGCAAAGGAGGGUGGGAAAUGAUAAUACGCAGCAUGAUGGAGCGUACUAAUCGAUGUCGCUGAGGAGUGAAAUGGCUACUGCUUGACUUCCACUCUUGUUCUCCACAUCGAAAUCCGACGGAAUAUCGAGUGAUAUGGACUGCUGUACCUGCCUCGGCUACUUCAGUUUGCCUGCAAAGUCAGCUGAAACAUUGCUAGAGAGGUACCCUCUCUGUUCGUAUUUAGCCGUUACAACACUGGUGCCGCCUCUUUCCUUGCGUAUCCGCGAAAGGGAUGACUUAGAUGGUCGUUCCGACACCUGGCCCGCGUUCGAAUAGCGCGUUGCCUCCUAUCCCUGACGAACUAUGGGCAAACAUAUUCGUCUAUGCUCUACCUCGUACACCUAGCUUUUGCUUGCACGAAUCUCCAACAUCAGUCUCACACGUUUGCCGAUCAUGGCGUCAAGUUGCUAUCUCCUACCCACUGUUGUGGUCCAAAAUAUCACUGGCAUCAUCACAUGAUAAUGUGUCGCACGGAACUGUGGAGCUUUUUAAGCUAUGGCUGGACAGAUCACAAAACUGCGCAUUAGAUGUCGACCUUCGGCUUCCGUUCGACGUUCUACCUUGGUCGAUUGCUACGAAUGACGAAGAGUUUAGGAUAAUUAACGAGAUACUUUCCCUUCUCUACAAGCACGCCCCUCGCCUUCGAUCUCUACUUCGUGGUUUCCCUCAAAUCCUAAACAAAGUACUAUUCGCCGAUAACCUUCCGUUACUCGAACUUUUCAUUGUGGAUCCACCAGAAGGAGAACUUUGCACCUUCCCUAUCGUCAGUCUCCCAUCUAACCUGAAAUGCUUUGCAACAUUCAAUACCUACAUCCACUUCACUCCGGCGACCCGAUGGCCACGACUGGAGCACCUCGAACUUUGGCAAACAGACUCUGGAUUUGCAGGUCUCAGUGCAGGAGAUUGUCUGGAUAUUCUCUCUAAUUUGCCUUCUCUCCGUUCCGCUAGCUUCCACAUCUCGGUUGAUGACGACGAGAGUAGAACCGAAUUCCCAUCACAAGUGACACUACCUGCGCUACGUUGCAUGGUAAUUUCCUCCUUCGUCGAGCACGAUAUUGGGGUCUUACUCCCAAGACUUUCUACGCCUAUCCUCGAAGCCAUAGCUUUAGACGGCUGUUCCAGACGCGUACUCGCCGACAGCCUUCCGCGAUUCUUGUCACAGUGUGCUCGAACGUUCAAGUUUAUCGCGCUAGGUCAAAUCGGUAUUAUCGACGUUACUCUACUUGGUGCACUCGCCGAUUGCCCCGCGCGUUCUCGCAUCGCCAUCUGCAGCUCUUCGUUUGACGGACACGUUGCUGCCAGAGUCGGCCGUGCACGUCGUACCGAGCUAGGUAUCGAAUACGCAGAUAGAUGGACAAGCAAAGGUUCACCCGAGUUUCUACUCUGUCUCGCGUACACUUCAGAGGAAAUGUGGUGUCAAAUGCAAGGUCGAGAAGCGACGUUUUCAUUCCCUGAAUGGACUUAUCAUAAUUUCGAUAAAUGGCGACCUGCUGCUAUUUCUCCAGAUGAAGCGACUAGUGUAGUCGAAGGAGUUAACAGUGUGAAAUUCUCUAUAUGUGGAGGACAAUCGGCUUCGCAUUCUUGUUCACACGACAGUUGGCUUUCGUAGUUACAUGUGAACUUGCAUGCGUUGUACAAAAAAUACUACGGUAUUC